Molecule: messenger RNA, 1359 nt
Organism: Acanthosepion pharaonis
Lineage: Eukaryota; Metazoa; Mollusca; Cephalopoda; Sepiida; Sepiidae
Source: the annotation of a GenBank genome assembly
AUGCUUCCCUAUCUAUCUAUCUAUCUAUCUAUCUAUCUAUCUAUCUAUCUAUCUGUGAAAUACUGUUUAUAUGUAUGUGUUUAUCUAUCUAUCUAUCUAUCUAUCUAUCUAUCUAUCUAUGUUUAUUUAUAUCUAAAGCUUUUCGACUUAACCCUAAUUUUUGCACACUCUCCUUUUUUUUGUUUGAUUUUUAUCGAUUUCGAAACGCGGCAUCCAUCACAAAGAUUUUGCUGGAAUCGGUUGCACGUUUUCUCUUUCUUAGUUCCUUGGUUGUUUACUUGCAAAGGUUUCCUCAUUAGAGGCGAUUGCCGGCGGCCAUUUGCAAGAGAAGUUAAGACUGGCUACCCAGGACGAUUCAUUCCAAACGCACACGAAAUGAGACGCAAAGAAAUCUGUCUGGUUAUUAUUAAGCGACUGGCUGCGGCCGGAUAUCCAUCCCCUGACGCGAAGGGGCAGUCUUUCUUUUUAUCUAUCUAUCUAUCUAUCUAUCUAUCUAUCUAUCUAUCUAUCUAUCUAUCUAUCUAUCUAAUCUCUUCAUCUAUCUAUCUAUCUAUCUAUCUAUCUAUCUAUCUAUCUAUCUAUCUGUUCAUCUAUUUAUCUAUGUAUUAUAUUCUAAUCUAUCUAUCUAUCUAUCUAUCUAUCUUAGACUCUCUCACUCAGACUUUUCAUUAUCUAUCUAUUUUUACUCGGUCUGUUCAUCUAUCUAUCUAUCUAUCUAUCUAUCUAUCUAUCUUAGUCUCUCUCACUCAGACUUUUCAUUAUCUAUCUAUUUUUACUCGGUCUAUCUAUCUAUCUAUCUAUCUAUCUAUCUAUCUAUCUAUCUUAGUCUCUCUCACUCAGACUUUUCAUUAUCUAUCUAUUUUUACUCGGUCUGUCCAUCUAUCUAUCUAUCUAUCUAUCUUAGUCUCUCUCACUCAGACUUUUCAUUAUCUAUCUAUUUUUACUCGGUCUGUCCAUCUAUCUAUCUAUCUAUAUAUCUAUCUUCUAUCUCUCUCCUCCUCAGACUUUUCAUUAUCUAUCUAUUUUUACUCGGUCUGUUCAUCUAUCUAUCUAUCUAUCUAUCUAUCUAUCUAUCUAUCUAUCUAUCUAUGUCUUGUCUUUAUCUAUCUAUCUAUCGACCUAUCUAUCUAUCUAUCUAUCUAUCACUUUCAGUGCCUUCAUCUAUAUCUGAUUAAGUAUGUCAAAGUCUAUCUAUCAAUUUGUUCAUAUAUGUGUAUGCAUGUAUAUAUGCAGGUAGGUCUAUCAGUAUCUAUCUAUCUAUCUAUCUAUCUAUCUAUCACUACGGCAAACAUGGUCUACAUCUAUCUAUCUAUCUAUCUAUCUAUCUAUCUAUCUAUCUAUCUAUCUAUUUCUCUUUAA